AUGAGGAAACUAAGUUAUCGCUCUGCAGAAGAUAGGAUGGUCAACUUGGGGAAUCCUAGAGAGCCAACAGAUGUGGGCAUCAUCUCAGCUGGACUGGAUCUCAAAAUCUUCACCCUCUUGGCCCCUCAUCAGGUGUUCCAGAGACGUCAGGAUGGCUCUGUGAAUUUCUAUCAAUCCUGGGCAACCUACAAGGCUGGCUUUGGGAGCCAGGAGUCUGAAUUCUGGCUUGGAAAUGAGAACCUCUACCAGCUUACCCGUGAAGGCCCCAAAGAACUUCGAGUGGAGCUAGAAGACUUCAAUGGUACCCAAACCUUCGCCCACUACCAGGGCUUCAGGAUCCUGAGCGAGGCUGACAAAUAUCAACUGGUUCUUGAUAAGUUCCUGGAGGGUAAUGCCGGAGAUUCCCUGACUCUUCAUGGUGGAAGGGCCUUCUCCACCUAUGAUGCCGAUAAUGACACCUCAACUGGGAACUGUGCAAUCAUUGUAAAAGGGGCCUGGUGGUAUGUGGCCUGCUAUAGAUCCAACCUCAAUGGGCUCUAUGCAAGCACUGAGGCAAAGGCAUAUAAGUAUGGUAUUGACUGGGCCACUGGGCGGGGAGUGGGCCAUCCCUAUCGGCGAACCUUAAUGAUGCUCCGAUAGGCAUGAGCAACUCCUGAAGGAUCCUAGGUGACCUUCGGCAAGUCAUUUCUCCUCUUCAGGUCUUAUUUUUAGAAUCUGAUCUCUAAAGUCCCUCUAACUCUGACACUUCAUAUUUUUAAGUCCCUUCUCAUAUUGUUUUGUAUUCCUAGAGUGCUAACAUCUCUAAUAUUUUAUGUCCUAAUAGUCUCAGCUCAUGGUGAAGUCAGGAAGCAUUCAUUAAUCACUUACUAUGUGCCAAGAACUGGGGAUACAUACAAGGAAAAAAACCUGGCACCUCUUGGGGCUUAUUUUCUAAUGAAAGAAGUCAAUAUAUAAGAGAAAAAUAGAAAAGCAAGACAGAAGUAGUGGGUUCGGAAAAAGGUUCCCACCCUCAGGCAGGAUGAUGAAGACCAGAGAAUGAAUCCUUCCUCAAAAUGGCAGUUCUGAGAAGGAUUCAGCAGUGGGAGAAGGGAGUCACACUUCUUUAAUAUUUUAUGUUCUUGGAGCAGUUAGGUGACUCAAGGGAUAGAGAACCAGGUUUCAAAUCUGGCCUCAGAUAUUUCCUAGUGUAAGGUUUAAAAUAAGGGUUUUGACAAAAUAAGAGAGCAGCUUUUAAUAAUUUAAGUUUUCAUGAGAAUAUAGUAGAGUUGUAAAUUAAUAUUAUCCCUUUAAGCCAGAGAAAAGAAAACUCCUAGCACUUUUAACAAUUAGCAAUUUUGUUUAAUUAAAAUAGAUAUAGUAAAAGAAUAUAGUAAAAUGAAUAAAGGAGAGAAAUAUAUGAAAGAGGUAGAGAAAGAAAAAUGUCCUAAUGUCUAUACUAAUUACCCUAUAAUUAUAUAUAACUGCCUAUAACUAACACUAAUAACAACCACCCCAAAAAGUUCCAACCCAAUCCAGCCCAAUCAAAACCAACCCAAUCAGUGUUUAAUCCAACCCCAAGGUCUGUCAACGAAGACCAGUCACCUUCCAAAAAGUUCAAGGAAGGGAAAAAAUCCUAACAGCCCAAACCAAAAGCCAAAAACCCAAAAGGCAAAAAGCCCUCUAAGGCUAAAGCCAAAAGUGCUCUCAGUAAACUCAGGCCCGCCUUUAUAUUCCAGCAACUAACCCCCAACCACCAACUAAUCACCAACCUACAUCACUAGCAAUCAACUCCCAACAGCCAAUUUCCCACAGCUCCUAGCCCUGACUAUCAGUAACUGACAGCCCUAAUUGUCAGCAACCGACAGGUCAACCAACUCACUGACUGGGCCCCUUUUAUAACCUUCUCCUACCUCCUUUUCUGUCUCUAUAGUUUCUCCUUCCUGUUUCUAUGGUUUCUACUUCCUGUCACUGUGGGUUGGUUAAUCCCUACACAUCUCUAUGGUAAAAGGAUCUCUAGGUUCCCUGUUAAAUUAGAGAAAGGGAUUAAGAAUUCCAUUUUGACAAUAGCUGUGUGACCCUGGGAAGUCAUUUAACCCCAACUGCCUAGUCUUUACCACUCUUCUGCCUUGGAACCAAUACUUAGUAGCAAUUCUAAAACAGAAGGUAAGGGUUUUUAAAAAACUAAAAACAUAUUAUGUUCUAAGUUACUUACCAGUUGUAUCAUUCUAGGUCCCUUCUGAUUCUCACAUUCUCUAAGUGUUUUUCUGGUUCUAAUGUUAAGUGGGUCCUAGGUUUUUUUGUGAUUUCUGUUUCCUUUCAGACCUUCUAUCUCCAUAAGCCCAAUACCAACCUCUGGCCCCCAGGCAACUGUACCAACUACCAUGUCCUAUGGCAAAAAAUAAAAUCAUUGUUAAACCUU
Messenger RNA from Monodelphis domestica (gray short-tailed opossum), 2398 nucleotides. RefSeq names its product ficolin 3 (gene FCN3). The record is from RefSeq and is a predicted model, not a curated record. Gene Ontology annotation, molecular function: signaling receptor binding; carbohydrate derivative binding; antigen binding. Lineage: Eukaryota; Metazoa; Chordata; Mammalia; Didelphimorphia; Didelphidae. Gene Ontology annotation, biological process: complement activation, lectin pathway.